CCACAGUCCCACAAGAUGAGCGCCCUUGAUGGAGUGGAGUUCAAGCUGCCCAAGGGCUUCCCGACAGGCCCCGAGCCCCUGCCCACGCCAGAGCUCAGUGUCCCAGCCUGCAGGGAGCUUCUCCUGGGCUCCUUGCACGACUUCGGCCUGGAGCGCAGGGCGCUGCUGUGGGUGGAGGCGGCCUCGCGGGGGCGCUGCCCCGGCCCGCGCGGGGACCCGGCCACCGCCACCGCUACCGCGCCGCCCGCCUGGCUUCUGCUGCUCAGCUCCGAGCCUGGGCGGGUCCCCGCGCCCCCCGACGACGCGGUCCGGGACGAGGAGGCCCAGGAGGAGGAGGAGGAGGAGGACGAGGAGGAUUGCGAGGAGGAUGGUGCCCCUCCGGCCGGCCAGGCGGAGCCGCCGCCCCGCAGCCCCUCGGGCCCCCCCGGAGCCCCCCGCCGGGGCUCGCUGGACGCGCUGCGCCGGGAGCUGCGGGGGGCGCGACGGCGGCUGUCGGGGGGGCCCCGGGCCCUGCUGCUCCGCCUGCGCCGCCUGCGCCUCGCCGGGGCCCCCGCGCCGCUCCUCGGCCCACACGCCUGCCCGCCCCCUCCGGAGGGUCCCCCCCAGCCCCCCAGCGCCCCUGGGCUGCACCCCGACUCUGCCGGCCUGCUGUCCGCCCUGAGCCGGGAGGAGCAAGACCUCAUUGGGCCGGUGGUGGCCCUGGGGUACCCGCUGCACAGGGCCAUGGGGGCUCUGCAGAAGACGGGCUGCAGGAGCCCCAGCCAGUUUCUCGGCUACCUGGGCGCGUGUGACCGGCUGCAGGGUCUGGGCUUCCCGGAGGGGCAGGUGGAAGAGGCCAUGGAGAUGUUCCAGUUCCAGGAGCUCCAGGCGGCCGAGUUCCUGCGCCUCUGGGAGCAGCUCAGUGACAUGGGUUUCGAGCAGGACCGCGUGAAGGCAGCGCUGCUGGUGGCCGGGAACCACGGGGAGCAGGCGCUGGAGGAGCUGGUGGCCUGUGCCCCGUGACAAGGACACCUGGGGACAGUGACCCAGGCCAGGCCUCAGCCGGCCUGCGAGCCCUCUGUCUCUGUCUUUGUUUCCGCGUCCGAAGAAUAAAGUCUCCACAGAAUGUC
Molecule: messenger RNA, 1109 nt
Organism: Erinaceus europaeus (western European hedgehog)
Lineage: Eukaryota; Metazoa; Chordata; Mammalia; Eulipotyphla; Erinaceidae
Gene: UBAP1L
Product: ubiquitin associated protein 1 like
Exons: 5
Coding region: 16-1002 (328 amino acids)
Biological process (GO): ubiquitin-dependent protein catabolic process via the multivesicular body sorting pathway
Cellular component (GO): ESCRT I complex
Molecular function (GO): ubiquitin binding
Source: RefSeq, a predicted model, not a curated record